Huiozyma naganishii CBS 8797 is the source of this 597-nucleotide messenger RNA. RefSeq names its product adenylyl-sulfate kinase (gene MET14). Gene Ontology annotation, molecular function: ATP binding; adenylylsulfate kinase activity. The record is from RefSeq and is a predicted model, not a curated record. The transcript has a single exon. The coding region runs from base 1 to 597 and encodes 198 amino acids. NCBI's taxonomy places the organism in Eukaryota, Fungi, Ascomycota, Saccharomycetes, Saccharomycetales, Saccharomycetaceae. Gene Ontology annotation, biological process: sulfate assimilation.
AUGGCUACUAACAUCACUUGGCAUGCGAACUUGUCGUACGACGAGCGUAAGGAUUUGCGGAAACAGCACGGAUGCACUGUGUGGCUGACUGGUCUGAGUGCCUCCGGGAAGAGCACUGUUGCGUGUGCGUUGGAGCAAUUGCUGUUGCAGAAGGGUCUCUCCGCGUACCGUCUGGAUGGGGACAACAUCCGGUUUGGGUUGAACAAGGACCUUGGGUUUAGCGAGGCGGACCGGAACGAGAACAUCCGGCGGAUCAGCGAGGUGUCGAAGUUGUUUGCCGAUUCGUGUACGAUCUCGAUCACCUCGUUUAUCUCGCCGUACAAGGCGGACCGGAACCGGGCAAGACAACUUCAUAAGGAGGCCGGGUUGAAGUUCAUUGAGGUGUUUGUGGAUGUUCCCUUAGAGGUUGCCGAGCAAAGGGACCCUAAGGGUCUGUACAAGAAGGCGCGGGAGGGCGUCAUCAAGGAGUUCACGGGUAUUUCUGCGCCGUACGAGGCACCCGAGAACGCUGAAUUGCAUCUGAGAACGGACCUCAAGAGUGUUGAGGAAUGUGCCAGUAUCAUCUACGAGUACUUGCGGACUGAGAAGGUUAUUUAA